Molecule: messenger RNA, 2166 nt
Organism: Eutrema salsugineum
Lineage: Eukaryota; Viridiplantae; Streptophyta; Magnoliopsida; Brassicales; Brassicaceae
Exons: 3
Coding region: 1-2166 (721 amino acids)
Source: RefSeq, a predicted model, not a curated record
AUGUCGAGCUGCUCCGACGAUUCGUUGGAUUCACUUUUUCAUUACGAGCCGAGCCGCGUAGAUGCCGAUGCGAGACGUUCGGCAGAAUCCUCCAAGGCGUCUGUUUCGCCGAGCCCCUCCAAUCGUUCAUCUGACGAAGCGUCAAAACAUGCAAACUCAUCAGAUGUCGGUUCUCCGGAUGGCGAGCCAUCGGUUUCGAUGAGCCGUCCCCAGGAUCCUGUUCCUGAUGAAGACAUUAACCGCGCCGCACUCAAGGCCGAGGAGGAGGCAUUUCCCUUUGACCUUUUCGAGGCGAAGCGUGAAUUGGAACGUCUCAUGGCGUCCCGAGGCGCUUCCACAUCUGGGCGAGGGCCAAGACUUAAGAGACAAAAACCUGACCCGCCUGGCUCUACGCUUUGCUCCCUUGAGUCGCUCGAGGCGUUGAGGCAUCGCUUCGGGAUAUCCGAGGUGGUGGAGUUCGUCGUUCCAGAGAAGAGCGACCGAGCCGACAAGCCCCCAGAGAAUCAUUUCACUCUGUACGAGGCGUUCUUCGAGCUUUGCUUCCUCUGGUUCAUGAUCCCCGGAGUGAUCCUUGAAUAUCUCUGGAAACACGGGAUCUCGAUUGGGCAGAUCAUGCCGAGGGGAUUACGGCAUAUGAUUGGUAUCUUAGUUCGAAGUUUCGAGUGCGGAGUUGAUAUCGAGCUGAAUCACCUGCUGAACUUGCUGGAAAUCAGGAAAGCUCCGAAGGGAAAUAGAUUCUAUAUUUCCGACAAGGCGAAGCGACGGAUCAUCGGCGGUUUUCCCAGCAAGGAUCAGUUUUGGACUGAACGCUUCUUCUACGUGUUGGUGAACGAGGCGUUGGUCGGCGAGAAUUACAUUCAAAGAACCAAGACCGCUUGGGGACCACUUGGUAGCCGACCCGAAGCUUUGCCUCGGCUGGGAACUGUUUUUGCUCUUUCGGCACGGAAGGUUAAUUGGAGAAAGAACUUCACCCUCGAAAGAGUAGAAAAAGCGCGAGCCAUCCUUGCCGGAGUCCCCGUCAGCUCUUCGUCCUCAAGUUCUUCAAGAGAUACCCGAGAGAAGAUGGUGAUAAUAGCUCUCAGAGAAAUGAAGAGGCGCGAGGAAGAGGAAGCCGUUAGACGAGCUGCCGAGGCGGCUCACGCGCAAACCGAGGUAGUUCCAGCACAAGCCAAGGCGGUUUCAGAGCAAGCCGAGGCCGUCCUUCAACCCGACCCGCCGAGCCGGGAAGGAGAUAUAAUGGUCCGGGCUGCAGAAGGCGACACUGCCGAGGUGGUCGAGAAGGACGCAGCGCCCGAGGUGGAACCGGGCGAAAUUAUCCCCGAGGUGUCCGGAGACUACUCGGCGGCGCGGUUUAAGACUCCUUCGCAAUCCGCCAUCCUAGCCCUCCCAAAGUCGACGAGGCCUCCGACUUCGGUUGUUCGGAAGCACGACUCUAGCCGAAAACGUUCGGCUACCGACAAGGGGAAGGGCGUUGCUGUUCAGAAGGACAAGCCGUCCAAGAAGAGGCGGAAACCGACACCCAAGGAUCCCGCCGCGCGUAAGUUGGUUGUUAACGACCCUGACGCUUCUGCCGUCAUGUUCUCACGUGUAAAUAACGCGAACACGCGUCUUCCUCCUCCGGAGAAGCUGAGGAGGCCGAGGUUAUACGGCGCGAUGGCGCAGCGCGGUACCGAGGUUUGUUCUAUGCAGUUUGUCGCGGCCAUUAACGACCUGAUGGCCGAGUAUGAGGCGGACCUGUCUAAGGUCGAGCGUCGUUUGGACGAGGCCCGAAAUGAGACCACGGCGUCAAAGGUGAAGCUGGAAGAGGCGCAAAACGAAGCCGCGGCGGCGAAGGGGAAACUCACCGAGGCGAAGACCCGAGUGUCGAGGUUGGAAGAGGAGAAAAUAGUUCUCCACGCCAAUGUUGACAAAGUUUCCGCCUCGGUGAUUCGCCUGGAGGAGGCAAGGAGAGCCAAAAGCACCGAGGUGGCGUUGCUGAAGAGGCGUAUCGAGGCCAAGGACGCCUUGUUCGACGUCAAGGUCAAGCGGGCGAAAAAGGAGGCGAGGCAAGAGCUUACGGCGAAGUUUCAGGAACGCCUCGUCAAGGUGGAGGAGGGUUUGGUCAGGCUUGAGAAGGCCAAAAAUGAUGAGAACGAUCUGGGCAGAUCAAGGGCAAUCUUGCGAUGA